This is a messenger RNA of Aptenodytes forsteri (emperor penguin), 2357 nucleotides long. RefSeq names its product glycerol-3-phosphate acyltransferase 3. The record is from RefSeq and is a predicted model, not a curated record. The transcript is spliced from 12 exons. Gene Ontology annotation, biological process: triglyceride biosynthetic process. Gene Ontology annotation, cellular component: endoplasmic reticulum. The coding region runs from base 1 to 1308 and encodes 435 amino acids. Lineage: Eukaryota; Metazoa; Chordata; Aves; Sphenisciformes; Spheniscidae. Gene Ontology annotation, molecular function: glycerol-3-phosphate O-acyltransferase activity.
AUGCUGGUGUCAAAGCUUGUGGCGGUGCUCCCAUCCGAAGGCUUGGGUAGAGGGCAAAGGGAACUACCUUCUCCAGUCUUCCUCUUUGUCCCUGUCCCCACCAUCUCCCAGUGGGCCACUAUACGGAUAGAAAAAGGUGUCAAAAAGCCACAGCCACAGAUGCUAAAGACUCCUACUGCUAAUGGUAUCAUUGAAAGAGAUGAAACGCCUAUGGAGAAAGAAAUUGCACGUCUGCAUCAAGUGGACUUCGAAUUCUCUGACAUAUUCUACUUCUGCAGAAAAGGGUUUGAGGCCAUUGUGGAAGAUGAAGUUACCCAAAGGUUUUCUUCCGAAGAGCUGGUCUCCUGGAAUCUCCUCACAAGGACUAAUGUCAACUUCCACUACAUCAGCCUGAGGCUGACUGUUGUGUGGGUCAUUGGGGUUAUAGUGCGAUACUGCUUCCUGCUGCCCCUACGCUUUACCCUUGCUGCCAUUGGGAUUACCUCAAUGAUUGUGGGGACAACCAUGGUAGGACAGCUGCCAAACAGCAGUGUGAAAAACUAUCUGAGUGAAGUGGUCCACCUCACGUGCUCCCGCAUCCUUGUCAGAGCUCUGUCUGGUACUAUCCAUUACCAUAACAAGGAAAACAAACCUCAGAAAGGAGGAAUUUGUGUUGCCAACCACACAUCACCGAUAGAUGCGAUCAUUUUGACAAAUGAUGGAUGCUAUGCAAUGGUUGGCCAGGUUCAUGGUGGACUGAUGGGAGUUAUUCAGAGAGCCACAGUCAAGGCCUGUCCUCACGUCUGGUUUGAACGCUCGGAAAUCAAAGACCGCCAUCUAGUGACAAAAAGACUCAGGGAACAUGUGGUGGAUAAGAGCAAGCUCCCGAUCUUAAUUUUUCCAGAAGGCACCUGCAUAAACAAUACAUCUGUGAUGAUGUUCAAGAAGGGGAGCUUUGAAAUAGGAGGGACAAUCUAUCCUGUUGCAAUCAAAUAUGAUCCUCAGUUUGGAGAUGCGUUCUGGAACAGCAGCAAAUACAACAUUGUGAGCUAUCUGCUGCGAAUAAUGACCAGCUGGGCCAUUGUUUGUGAUGUGUGGUACAUGCCACCAAUGGUUAGAAAGGAAGGCGAAGAUGCUGUUCAGUUUGCCAACAGAGUGAGGUCAGUCAUUGCUCUCCAAGGAGGACUGACUGAACUUCCCUGGGAUGGAGGUCUGAAAAGAGCGAAAGUCAAAGAUACUUUCAAAGAAGAACAGCAGAAAAACUACAGCAAGAUGCUAGUGAGAAAUGGAUCAAUAGGAAGUCUGUCUACAGGAACAGAGUCAGACUGAAUGGUUGUUCUUGAAAACUAAUUUUGCACAACCAGCCUUAGCAGGAAUGUUUUUAAUUUGUGGUGGUGUUUUUUUGGGUUUUUUUGGUUUGUUUUUUUUUUUUUAAAAACUGGAGCAACAAAAUCCCUCAUCACGUGUAUGCAUAUUCUCUGUAUGGCUGGUGCAGAGCCUGCCAAGGGCAGUGUCUCUAUCUCUCCCUUUUCACUCUUCCCACUCCCCUGCCCCUCCCAAUCUUCAUGUGAUGAUGCACUGCAGCUCCUGGUAUUCUUUAGCUGAAUGUGUGGAGAGUUAAGAGACAAAAGGAAAAAAGCACCACAUUUUUUCCUGAGUUUGUAAGGUUGAAGGGAAGUACACUGAACAGAUGUUGUCAGGACACUGGUGUGAAGAUACCUCUUGUUCGUGGUACUUUGAAGCUUUAAACAUAACAAAAUUUUGUCUUUUUUCCUGUUGCUCACAGACUUUUAGUUGUAGAUGACUUAAAUAACAUGUUUUAGGAUGUUGUCAGAACUGUAAGAUUGACUCUUUCGGUUAGCUUGCACCUGGAUGUGCAAGGGGGGAAGGGAAGCAAGAGCUGCAGACCCUAAAGAAUGGGAAAGGAGCUGCCCUGCCAAAGUCACAGUUCACGGACCACGAGGAAUUUGGUGGCCUUAUAACAUGGUAUUGCCUUUAUUGAGAACUGCUACCUGAGGGAAGAUAAGGGGCAAGUCCGCAAUCUCCCUGUCCACUGCUGCUGUCAAAAUUGCAUUUUUGAGAUCUGGAGCUAUAAAGGUAAGAUACAGUAAGCAGCUGGAUAACAUAGGCUAUGACAGAUGAAUUUUUAUGAAGUGGGUUUUAAAGACUACCCUUUUGCAAAAAUUGCUGCUAAUGGCUUAAAGAUCUCAAGAGAGCCACUCCAGAAACACAUUUUGUGUUGAACUGGGCUAGCAAUAGCUAUCACAACUAUAAACAUAGGAUCCAUAAGUCACCUAUGAUACAAUAUGUGUCGUGUUCAAAUCUGCAAUAUACUGCUGUCUGAAUGUAAAGAGAAAUAAAUUCUAUAUUUCUAAUGG